Molecule: messenger RNA, 1275 nt
Organism: Enhydra lutris kenyoni (northern sea otter)
Lineage: Eukaryota; Metazoa; Chordata; Mammalia; Carnivora; Mustelidae
Product: forkhead box I3
Exons: 2
Coding region: 1-1275 (424 amino acids)
Biological process (GO): regulation of transcription by RNA polymerase II; anatomical structure morphogenesis; cell differentiation
Molecular function (GO): RNA polymerase II cis-regulatory region sequence-specific DNA binding; DNA-binding transcription factor activity, RNA polymerase II-specific
Source: RefSeq, a predicted model, not a curated record
AUGGCUCUCUAUUGCGGCGACAACUUCGGCGUCUACUCGCAGCCCGGCCUGCCCCCGCCUGCCGCCGCCGCCGCCGCCGCCCAGGGCGCCCCUCCGGCCGCCAGGGCGCCCUACGGGCUGGCAGACUACGCCGCGCCGCCCGCCGCAGCCGCCAACCCCUACCUGUGGCUCAACGGGCCGGGUGUGGGCGGCCCGCCCGCCGCCGCCGCUGCCGCCGCCGCCGCGGCGUACCUGGGCGCCCCGCCGCCGCCUCCCCCGCCCCCCGGGGGCGCCGCCGGGCCCUUCCUGCAGCCGCCCCCCGCCGCCGGCACCUUCGGCUGCGCGCAGCGGGCCUUCGCUCAACCCGCGCCCGCCGCGCCCGCCUCUCCCGCGGGGCCCGCCGCGCCCGGGGAGCUGGGCUGGCUGUCCAUGGCCAGCCGCGAGGACCUGAUGAAGAUGGUGCGGCCGCCCUACUCGUACUCGGCGCUCAUCGCCAUGGCCAUUCAGAGCGCGCCCGAGCGCAAGCUCACGCUCAGCCACAUCUACCAGUUCGUGGCCGACAGCUUCCCCUUCUACCAGCGCAGCAAGGCCGGCUGGCAGAACUCCAUCCGCCACAACCUGUCGCUCAACGACUGCUUCAAGAAGGUGCCCCGCGACGAGGACGACCCAGGGAAAGGGAAUUACUGGACCCUGGAUCCGAACUGUGAGAAAAUGUUUGACAAUGGGAACUUCCGUCGGAAGCGCAAGCGCCGCUCCGAAGCCAGCAGCACCUCCACGGUGGCCGCAGGGACCGCAAAAUCGGAAGAAGGGCUCUCCUCGGGACUGGGGUCCGGCGUGGGUGGGAAGCCCGAAGGAGACAGCCCCCCUGCAUUGCUAAGGCCGCCCCAGUCCCCAGAGUCCCCCGAGGGCGCCAAGAGUACUGCCUCCUCCCCUGGAGGGUCCCUGCUCUCCUCCGCCCCUUGCCUCAACACCUUCUUCAGCAGCCUGAGCACCCUGAGCGUCAGCAGCAGUGGGAGCACCCCGCGGGCGGUCCCCACCGGCCGCCACCUAGGGAUCCAGGGGGGCCCCUUGGCCUCCAGCAGCACGUUCCCCGCCAGCUCCGUCCCGGAAGCCCCACCAGACAGCUUGCCACUGAGCAACGGUGCCAGCAACGGCAGCAGCAGCCAGAGGUCCUCCUACUACAGCCCCUUCCCCGCCAGCAGCGGCGGGGGUCAGAGCAGCCCGUUCAGCAGCUCCUUCUACAACUUCAGCAUGGUCAACAGCCUCAUCUACCCCCGCGAGGGCUCCGAGGUCUAG